UCAUGGACCUUGUAUUCCAGGCUGUGUUCUUUUGCCGGGGGCGGGCGCAGCCACAACAUGCGUGGGAGGCGACAGGUCGCGACGGCAGCGACAGGUGGCAGUUGGGGGUGGUGGCUGAAUCCUAAAGGGCUUUCCAACCCUUGUUUUAAGGAGUGGAGAUACGAUUCCCGCAGACUUCAUCUUCUGUUCCUCUUCUCUCCUCUGGGAUCUGAGACACCCCUGGGUCCGCCAUAAAGGCGGGGCUUGAAGCCCCCGGGUUGGGGAGAGCUAUGCUGUCCCUCCUCCGGCGAUGAUGUCAUUGCCCCCCCUCCGCAGCCUCUUGCUGCCCUGAGCUGCCGGGGCUGGGUCACCCCUCCCCCAACGCCAGCCCCGGAUUCCCCCAUCCCCGCACCGCCUCGACUUGGGGUGAGUACGGGGGAGGGGGAGAAGGCUCGGGUAUUGGGGGCGGUAAGACGGCCCAGAUCCCAGUUUGGGAGGCGGGAUACCCAGGAGAUGAAGACUCAAAAAUUACAGCGGAGAGAUUCUUCCUUAAUAACGAGGUUUGGGGGCCAAGGUUUUUGGAGGGUUUGGGGAACCCAAGUUCCUAGGCAGAGUCUCCGUAUUUUCAGCUUUGGUGUUCGGGAGACCCCGUUUCCUAGAACUGAUAGGAAUGGAGGCGGAGGAACGAUCCUGGGGUCCUAGAAAUUGGGAAGCGGGAUACCCUUUUCCAAUUCCAGGGCCUUGGAGAAUGGGGGAGGGUAAGUUAAAAGAGGGCGCCUAGGAUGACGGAGGUGGGAGUUUGGAGCUUUCAGGAAUUUCAGGGAAAGAUUAGGUUGGGAAGGAGGAGAAAAGAGAAAGGUCUGAAGGGGAGGACAGAUAUUGGCCUACACCCUACUAGUGUCUAUGGCCAAAAAAUAGAGUCCACUUCCCUCUGGUCUGUCUGCAAAGGCUGGGCGUCCCAUAGCUGGAGCCUACAUUAUGCCUCCAGAAGCCUACCCCACGGAUACAGAAUCCAGGCUCACAAAUCCCCCCACAUAACCUAGUGGGGUCUGGGGAGGGCCAUGAGGGAGUGAUGGCAUUCAUUUUUCCCAGGGCCUGAUGGAGUCUGGACUAUCCUGUUACUCCUUGCCCUGGGGCCUCCUUCCUGCUCCUAUGGUCUUUAAUCUGGAGUCUCACCCCUAUUUCAGCCUCCUCCCUCUCCUUCACACCUUCUCCACAUCUUCUGACCUCCGCAAAAAUCGCUGGUUUGGUAACUUGAUCCCGUGCCUGACUGCUGUCAAAAGCAGAAGAGAAAAGUAAAGUUGGGGGGAGGGGAGAGGAUAUAAAGGAGCAUGGCUGAUUUAGGUCCUUAUUCUAGCCCCUACUCCCACUCCUAAGGCCUACCCAACUCCUCCUCCAGUCACCACCCUCACACCCGACUUGCUCAGAAACCUUACCCAACCCAAGCCUCAGCCUAAGUCCAGUCCCUCACCUCAAGACUCACUGCUUCUGCCUGGGGAUACACCAGAAUUCUGGGCAGAGAGGAGUAGGAGGCUCCGAUGUCUCUUCUCUGCCUUUCUGGGUCCCAUCGGGGGCUUUAGGACUGCUCACGGAUACUGGAUUCAGGAUACUGAAUCGGGGGCAGCGGGGGAGCCCAGGGUCUAGGGGGUGAGGGAAGCUACCUCCCUGGUCUGCAAGACGGGCCUCACUUCUGCAACUCUCUCCGCAGUGACGCAGCCUCGAGUCCUGGCCAGGAUGGGGAUUAGAGGGUGUGAUGGGGGGGGGGGGGGGUCAGAGACCAAAUGACAGCAGGACAAAGUCCCAAAGAAGUGGGGACAGAGACUCAGAAGGGGGCAAAAGAGACACAGGGAGCGAGGAUAGAGACCCAAAUAGGGGCACAGAGAAAAAGAAAGGGCAGAAAGAGAAAAGGCACUUACAAGGGAGGGAAAGUGGUGGAGGAGAGGAAAAAGAUACUGGGAGGGAGGUUGUAAGAGAACAAGAGCAAGGGGGACAGAAAGGCAAGAUGAAUGGGCAGAGAAGGGGGUGGGGAGUAGAGAUUGGGAGAGGGGAGUGGAGGACAGAGACACAAAGAAGACAGAGGGUUGGAGGGAACAGAGACCCAGAGAGUGGGAGACAGGGUCCUAGAACAAGGGGGACUGCGACCCAGAGAAGGGGCAGAUUGGCGAGGAGGGGCGGGGAGGGGGUAGUGGAGGUUAGAGACACAAAGAGGACGGAUAGAGACAGGGAGGGGACAGAGGCCCAGAGAUAGAGGCAAAUCCUUGAGAAAAAGGUACAGAAACCAGGAGAAAGAGACUGGGAAUAGGGGGGAAAGAGACACAAUUGGGGGAGAGGAUGGGGGCAAAGACUCAGAGGAGAGGGACACCUUCAGAGAACCAUGGGACAGAGACCCAGAGGGAGGGUAGAGACUUGUAAGAGGGGCCAGAGUCUCAGAGUGGUGAGGGCAGAGACGAAGGGACAAAUACUCAGAGAAAGGGGAGAGAAAGACAUCGAGAGACACAGAAACGGGAGCGGGGGGUGGGUGGGUAGGCGAUACGAACCAGCCGCCGCACCUGCAGAGGGAGGCGGCGGGCCAGGGAUAGUGCCGCGGGAGGAAGCCCGCAGCCCCUGACCCACCCCCUUCGCUCCCGCAGGCACCGCCUCCUCCCGCCGCAGCCCGGGCAGCAGCCGCUGGCCCCGCCCCAGCGCCUGCGCCCUGCUACUCGGCGUCUGGCCAGCUAAGGGGGCGGGGCCGGACACGCCCUUCAUAUAGCCCCGCCCCAAACCUCCCUCUCUCCCCUCCCACGGGGACUCCCGGACACCUAGCCCCGCCCCAUUUUUUCAUUGGUCCUGCUUAUUUCCUAGCCUUCGUAGCGCUUAGGUUUUUCCCCUCCGCCGCCCUUAAGACUCCCUCUUCACCAGUCCUCAUUUAUCCUUUGGUCUCCAGUCUGCAGUUCGCUGUUGUGUAGACUUGGUCCCUUUUUCAUCAGCAGUUGGAAGUUCUUGUAUCGCCCUCUAAAAGCCCCACUGACUCUUAUGAUUCUCUCCCAGUUUCUGAGCCCCAAGACUCCCCAUUCCAGGUCCCACCCUUCCAACCAGCCCAGUAUCUUUGUACCCUGCAGAUCUCACCUUUCCCAUAGUGUACCCAUUAUCCGUUCUCUACUCUCAACCCAGCCCCACCCCGCCUAGCCUGGUUCCUUACAAGCCUCUUAGAACCAUACUCCCGCCUUCCCACAGCGCCCUUCAAGAGGUUUUCUACCAUUCGUAGACCCCGCCCACCUUCUUCAGAUCCGUUCCAUCCAUCCUGACUCUCAUUUUCCCGGCCCAGCACUGUCUAACCAGGACAGGUUUGCAGCUCCGGUCCCUCCUCUUCCUUACUUUGCCCCCUUUCUUAGUCCUAGCCAGACGCUCUCAGGUUUCCAGGCCUCGCUUACGUGCGCUCCUCCUCACUGGGUCUCAGUCCCUAUUCCAGCCUAGUGCCAGUCUCGCCAAAGUACUCUACAUUUCCAGUUCCCGCCCCUCGUUUAGUCUCGCCCCCUCACUCUCCCAGGCCAAUUAGGACUGCUCGUAACUUUCUCAGGGCCCUGCCUCUCCUUAUGAUCCGCCCUGUGGCGACAAAGCGAAGUUAGGGGCCCAAGCCGACUGUCUCCAUCCGCCCUUCCCCACCGGGUCCUGCUUGCCAGCUCUCUGUCCAGUCAGGACCGUCUCCUCCAUGCCAGUCAGAAGUCUUUAAAUAGUUUGGACGUGUCCCCUUCCUCUGCUGCACCCAUUCCUUUUUUCAGUUCACUUAGAUCUCAUAUCUGGUCCCACCUCCUCUGUUUUCCUUGCGCAGUCCAGCCCCUCAGCUUCAGUUGUCGGUCCCGCCCCCUAACGCCUAGCUCCGCCCGCCCCUUCUCUCAGAAAGAUCCAAUCGGUGUGCUUCACCUGCAGCCCCGCCCCGUCCAGCUAGGCUGUGCCGAGUCUCCGACCUUCUCCCUGCCUGAGCCCCGCCCCACCUCCCCCAGGCCAAUCAGUUCUGUACCUCCCCUACAGCGGCCCCGCCCCCUUCCCUCGUCGUCUCCUCCACCCAAUCCUGUCUGCCUCUCCCCCUGAGGCCCCGCCCCCUACUCCCCGCCCCUCUCGCCCCGCCCCCCGUCCAAUGCUGAGCUCAGUCUGCGUCUCGUCCUUCCGCGGGCGCCAGGGGGCCAGCAAGCAGCAGCCGGCACCACCGCUGCAGCCGCCCGAGUCCCCGCCGCCGCUUCCUCCGCCGCCGUCACCGCCGCCGCUGCAGCAGCAGCAGUCUGCGCAGCCCGGCCCCGCCGCGUCCUCGGCGGGCCCCCCGGCACCUCGCGGGCCCGGGGGCCGGCGCGCCGAGCCAUGCCCCGGGCUGCCGGCGGCGGCCAUGGGGCGGCACGGCGGCGGCGGUGGCGACAGCGGCAAGAUCGUGAUCAACGUGGGCGGCGUGCGCCAUGAGACGUACCGCUCGACGCUGCGCACCCUGCCGGGGACGCGGCUGGCCGGCCUGACGGAGCCCGAGGCGGCGGCGCGCUUCGACUACGAUCCCGGCGCUGACGAGUUCUUCUUUGACCGGCACCCGGGAGUCUUCGCCUACGUGCUCAACUACUACCGCACAGGCAAGCUGCACUGUCCGGCCGACGUGUGCGGGCCGCUUUUCGAGGAGGAGCUCGGCUUCUGGGGCAUCGACGAGACCGACGUGGAGGCCUGCUGCUGGAUGACCUACCGGCAGCACCGCGACGCCGAAGAGGCGCUCGACUCCUUUGAGGCUCCGGACCCAGCGGGCGCAGCCAACGCCGCCAACGCCGCCGCCCACGACGCGGGCCUGGACGACGAGGCGGGUGCGGGCGGCGGCGGCUUGGACGGCGCGGGAGGAGAGCUCAAGCGCCUCUGCUUCCAGGACGCGGGCGGCGGCGCCGGGGGGCCGCCAGGGGGCGCGGGCGGCGCAGGCGGCACGUGGUGGCGCCGCUGGCAGCCCCGUGUGUGGGCGCUCUUCGAGGACCCCUACUCGUCGCGGGCCGCCAGGUAUGUGGCCUUCGCCUCCCUCUUCUUCAUCCUCAUCUCCAUAACCACCUUCUGCCUGGAGACCCAUGAAGGCUUCAUCCAUAUCAGCAACAAGACGGUGACCCAGGCCUCCCCAAUCCCCGGGGCUCCACCAGAGAACAUCACCAAUGUGGAGGUGGAGACGGAGCCCUUCCUGACCUAUGUGGAGGGCGUGUGCGUGAUCUGGUUCACCUUCGAGUUCCUUAUGCGUGUCACCUUCUGCCCGGACAAGGUGGAAUUUCUCAAGAGCAGCCUCAACAUCAUUGACUGCGUGGCCAUCUUGCCCUUCUAUCUCGAGGUAGGCCUGUCGGGCCUCAGCUCCAAGGCCGCCAAGGAUGUGCUGGGCUUCCUGCGGGUCGUCCGCUUCGUGCGCAUCCUUCGCAUCUUCAAGCUCACGCGCCAUUUUGUGGGGCUGCGCGUGCUGGGCCACACGCUCCGCGCCAGCACCAACGAGUUCCUGCUGCUCAUCAUCUUCCUGGCGCUGGGCGUGCUCAUCUUCGCCACCAUGAUCUACUACGCUGAGCGCAUCGGCGCGGACCCCGAUGACAUCUUGGGCUCCAACCACACCUACUUCAAGAACAUCCCCAUUGGCUUCUGGUGGGCCGUGGUCACCAUGACGACCCUGGGCUACGGAGACAUGUAUCCCAAGACGUGGUCAGGGAUGCUGGUCGGGGCCCUGUGUGCCCUGGCCGGGGUGCUCACCAUCGCCAUGCCCGUGCCCGUCAUCGUCAACAACUUUGGCAUGUACUACUCGCUGGCCAUGGCCAAGCAGAAGCUGCCCAAGAAGAAGAACAAACAUAUCCCCCGACCCCCGCAGCCCGGCUCUCCCAAUUACUGCAAGCCUGACCCUCCCCCACCGCCCCCGCACCACGCCCACCACGGCAGCGGCGGCAUCAGCCCCCCGCCCCCCAUCACCCCACCUUCGGUGGGGGUGACUGUGGCUGGGGCCUACCCACCCGGCCCCCAUACGCACCCCGGGCUGCUCAGGGGGGGAGCGGGUGGGCUCGGGAUCAUGGGGCUGCCUCCUCUGCCAGCUCCUGGGGAGCCUUGCCCUCUGGCUCAGGAGGAAGUCAUUGAGAUCAACCGGGCAGAUCCCCGCCCCAAUGGGGACCCCGCUGCAGCUGCGCUUGCCCAUGAGGACUGCCCAGCCAUCGACCAGCCCGCCAUGUCCCCGGAAGACAAGAGCCCCAUCACCCCUGGGAGCCGAGGCCGCUAUAGCCGGGACCGAGCCUGCUUCCUCCUCACCGACUAUGCCCCUUCCCCUGAUGGCUCCAUCCGGAAAGGUUACGAGAAAUCCCGCAGCCUGAGCAGCAUCGCGGGCCUGAGUGGGGUGUCCCUGCGCCUCGCGCCCCUUGCCACUCCCCCGGGCUCUCCCAGGGCCGCUCGCCGCGCUCCCCCAACCCUGCCCUCCAUCCUCUAGCGCUCCCCUCCCCCCUGUGGGGGGACUCGGGGGUGACAGGGAAGAAGGUCAAAGGAGGUGGGGGUGGGGGAAAGGGUUUUUUUUUUUAAAUCAAAAAGUCAUUAAUAAUAUGCAACUGAGACGACGACGCCAGCAGACACCCCCGGACCCCUCACCCCCACCUGGGCCCCCAGGAUGGAGGGGGAGGAGCCAAAGUCCAGCCCCCCCAACUCUCUACCCUCCCCCCCAAUAAAGCCUUCUCAGGUCUCCAUGAGCCAUAGGACAUCCCGCUCCCAUAAACUCCUGUAAAUAUGUCCAAAUUAUGCCAAUUAUAUUUUGGGGCACCUCUCCCCUACUCUG
Mustela lutreola (European mink) is the source of this 6751-nucleotide messenger RNA. It is a transcript of the gene KCNC3, whose product is annotated as potassium voltage-gated channel subfamily C member 3. Gene Ontology annotation, molecular function: protein binding; delayed rectifier potassium channel activity. Bases 4094 to 6412 code for a protein of 772 amino acids. The transcript is spliced from 4 exons. Gene Ontology annotation, cellular component: axon; voltage-gated potassium channel complex; dendrite membrane. NCBI's taxonomy places the organism in Eukaryota, Metazoa, Chordata, Mammalia, Carnivora, Mustelidae. Gene Ontology annotation, biological process: potassium ion transmembrane transport; protein homooligomerization. The record is from RefSeq and is a predicted model, not a curated record.